AAGCCGCAAACUGCUGAAACGCACUUUGCUUUCAAGCCUCCACCGCGGAAGAAGUUCUCGUUGUUGACGGGAACCCAACAGUUUACAAACAAUUUCCAGUGGCAAAACGCAGUGAAAACUUUAGAAUUUUUGUGUGCAUCACAUCGGACUGCAACUAAAGUUUAAUCAUGCCAGACUGGAGAGAUCGUGACGAAUCCGAGCGCGGAUACGGUGGUGGCAGCUCCGGCUACGAUCGGGAGCGUCGGGACUACCGUAGCGGCGGCAGCAGCUACGGAAGCGGUGGUGGCGGUGGAGGCGGUUAUCGCUCGGGUGGCAGCGGCGGCGGUGGUAGUGGUGGUGGAUACGGCAGCCGCGACGGCGGAUACCGCUCGGGCGGUGGAUUCCGCAAUGGUGGCGGUGCCGGCGGACCCCCACGUGGACCACCAAGGAUCGACCCGGCCACGGCCAAGACGGAAACGUUCGAGGUCGACGCCGAGAAGGUGAAGUUCAUCAUUGGACGCGGCGGCAGCAAAAUCCGCGAAAUUCAGGACCGCUGCCGGGUGUCGGUGCAGAUAGACAAGCAGCGCAACGAGAACGGCCAGAACAAUGUGUCGGUGAUGGGAGAUCAGUCGAACAUUGACCGGGCGCGAGACAUGAUCGACCGGAUCAUCAAUGACGACCGCGACCGGGAGGAACAUCACCGCGACUAAAGUGGAUGGAGGUGGGCAUGUUGUUCAUGUCAUUCGUUCAACCACCCCUCCCCAAUCCUACCCAGAGCGGGAAAGUGGUUCAACGUUCAACGUGUGCGAUCUGUGGUCCGUCGCCUAAACUCAAAGGCUUAGGUUAAGAAAGAACAGUUUUAAAAUUACAGCAAACGACAAAAUAGGUUCGAUUUAACAAACAACAUACAGCUGAAUAACAAGGAGGAGUAAAAGAUUUGCAUUUAUAAUUUCCCAUUACCCUGAUAUAAACAUUUAAACCAGACGCAGAAUUCGGACGGUGUAGUACCUGUCGUCACGAAAACUGGGGACAGCUUCCAUUUAAACUUAAACUAAUCGAAAAGAUUGAAAACUCGAGGACGACGAAGAAGGAAUUGUGUGAAUCACUAUGUGAUUAGAGGUACUUCUCGAUAUAAAUUGUCUGAAAUAUUAUUUGUGUUUGUCACCACACCUUUAAUGAUGAUGAAAACGACGAAGGAUACAGUCAGAAAAGUACUGGGCGCGAUAUCUUAAACGUGUAGGGUGACAAAAUGUAAAUACGAUUUUUAGAAAUUUAUAUUUCUAAGACUACCGCUAGUAAACAGAGAGGUUAGAUUCCGUUGAAAUGUGAAUGCGGCUCAUGGAACGGUGUAUUAAACAACGGAACAAAACGGAUAACAACACUACUAAACUACUUGAGCCAAGACUACUAAGCAGCAAACUGAAACGCGUUCAAUGACGGUUCGACCUGAAUGCAGCAGAGAAUUAACGGUCGACCAUACACACAUAACACGGCAGGAGUAACACAGCAGAAGAAAUUGAUGUAGAAUACAAAUGUUCAUUUUUUACUUUUAAGGAGUUGCAAAACCAUUAAAGCUGAAACUGGUCGAAAAAAUCUACAAAGUA
Messenger RNA from Armigeres subalbatus, 1583 nucleotides. Its product is annotated as keratin, type II cytoskeletal 1-like. NCBI's taxonomy places the organism in Eukaryota, Metazoa, Arthropoda, Insecta, Diptera, Culicidae. Gene Ontology annotation, molecular function: RNA binding. The coding region runs from base 168 to 689 and encodes 173 amino acids. The transcript has 3 exons. The record is from RefSeq and is a predicted model, not a curated record.